Acromyrmex echinatior (Panamanian leafcutter ant) is the source of this 5527-nucleotide messenger RNA. RefSeq names its product hulk (gene hlk). NCBI's taxonomy places the organism in Eukaryota, Metazoa, Arthropoda, Insecta, Hymenoptera, Formicidae. The record is from RefSeq and is a predicted model, not a curated record.
GCGAAGCAAUAUGGUAUCAAAAACUUUCCGGCUCUUACAUAUUUCCGCGAAAAAGAACCAAUCAUAUACGAUGGUGACUUGAUGGACGAAGAGAAUGUACUGGAUUUUCUUACUAGUUUAGAAGCUAUGGAUCUACCAGAUCGUAUCGAAGAAGUUAAUGCAAAAAUUCUGUCAAAGAUUGUUGAGGAAACGGAUUUUGUGGCAGUCCUCUUCUGUCCAAAUACGGAGCGGUGUGCAGGCAUCGGUUCUAACAAACCAGACUGCAAAAAGUGUCUCAAGGCCCUACAAGAAUUGGAAAACAUCGAUGACGAAGCCGAUCAAUUGGGCAUUGGCUUCGUAAAGAUUGCGGACGAGGAGUUGGCAGAUGAGUAUAAUCUCGGUCCUCUCCCAGUUCUUGUAUAUUAUAGGCAUCAAAUUCCAAUUAUUUACGAACAUGAGUUGAGUAGAGAAGAAGACGUGCUGGAAUGGCUGGUAGCGAACAAGAGCACGGGAGAUGAAGAGGAUGUUAUCGAAGAUGUUACCGCCAAAACGUUAAACACACUAAUUGGAAACAUUGACAAUUUAGUCGUUCUGUUCUAUGAUCACGGUGAUGAAGACUCUAUGCAGGUCCUAAAUGAGCUAGAAAAGAUCGACGACGAUUGUGAUAAGCACGGUAUUCAGUUCGUGAAGAUCGACGACGAAAAGGCUGCGGAAGAAUUCGGAAUCGACGAUUUACCGGCGAUCGUCUAUUUCGAGAAGCAGAUCCCGAAUGUUUACGACGGAGAUAUAGAAGAUGAGGACGAAAUUUUGGAAUGGCUGUUGUCGCAACUCGAAAAAGACGAGAUAGAAGACGUCACUGAUGAGAUGCUGGAUCGUCUCAUCAAAGAUGGGAAAACUAUAGCUGUAUUGUUUUACGAUAAUAACGAUCGGAAAUCUCAAAGAGUUCUCAAUGAAUUGGAGAACAUCGACGAUGAAUGCGAUCAGCUUGGCGUAACUUUUGUGAAGAUCGACAAUGCGGAAGAGGCUAAGGAAUACGGCAUUCAAAAAAUACCUACAAUGCUUUACUUUGAAAAGGGUAUUCCGAUGGUGUAUGAAGGCAACCUCGAAGAUGAGGAGAAAGUGCUCAAAUGGUUGGAGCAGCAGCAAAAGGCUGACCAGAUCGAGGACGUUACCGACGAAAUGCUUGACAUGGUUAUAGACAAGAUGCAGCACGUAGCCGUUCUCUUUUAUGACAAAGAUCAGAAGAAGAGCCAAAAGGUGUUAAGUGAAUUAGAGAACAUCGAUGACGACUGUGAUCAGCACAACAUAGCCUUCGUGAAGAUCAGCGACUUGGAUGAGGCAAAAGAAUAUGGCAUAGAUUCGCUUCCCACUUUGGUGCUCUUUGAACGAAAGAUACCACACAUUUACGAUGGCGAUCUCAUGAACGAAGAUCAGAUACUGGGCUGGCUGUUGCAUCAGAAAAAACACGCCGAGAUCCCGGAAGUAACGGACGAAAUGGUCGAAAAGCUCGUAGAGACUUCGCCGUACAUAGCAGUCCUGUUUUACGACAAGGACGAUAAGCAAGACAUGCGGAUCCUGAACGAGUUAGAGAACAUAGACGAUGACCUGGAAAAGGAGGGGAUCAUCAUUGUUCGCAUAGAUAACGACGCCGAGGCCAAGGAAUACGGUAUCGAUCAUCUCCCAACUCUGGUAUAUUUCGAAGACAAAAUUCCGGCAAUAUACGAGGGCGAUCUACUAAACGAAGACGAAGUCCUCGAAUGGCUGAUAGAACAGAAGAACAGUGCUACCAUCGAAGAGGUCACGGACGAGAUACUGACGGAUCUCAUAGAGGAUCAUGAAUACGUUGUGGUAUAUUUCAGUGGAAGUUGCGACGAAGGAGAAAAAUGUGACAAUAUCCUUGAAGAUUUAGAAAAUAUUGACGACGAGCUGGAUGAAACGGGCAUUAUAUUCGUUACUACCGAAGACACCACUACAGCAAAGAAAUAUGGCAUCAGGCAUUUUCCAACUCUCGCGUUCUUCCGAAACAAGGAUCCGUUGAUUUAUACUGGCGAUCUCGAUGACGAAGAUGAAGUAUUGUCUUGGAUUACCGAUGAGGACACUUUGGAGAUACCAGGAAAAAUCGAAGAAGUCAAUACUAGAAUGCUGGAGAACAUUCUCGACGAGAACGAUUAUGUCGUCGUCUUUUUCUAUAAAGAAGGCGAUAAGAAGAGCCAAAAGAUCCUUCAGGAGCUUGAAAACAUUGACGAUGAGUGCGAAGAGAAGGAGAUCGACUUUGUAAAGAUUUCCGACGAGGGAAUCGAAAAGGAAUAUGACCUUCCGGGAUUACCGGCGUUGGCAUUUUAUAGACACAAAUUCCGACAGAUCUAUUCGGGCGACAUGAUGCACGAGGAAGAAAUUUUAGAAUGGGUCCUCGAACUUCGUACAACAACGCCGGAUGUUAUCGAGAGCGUCGAUAGAAAAACAUUACAAGUACUUAUCAACGAUGUUGAGCAUCUCGCCGUGUUCUUUUACGAUGACAAAUGUGAAACCUGCGCGGAUAUUCUCGAGGAAUUAGAAACGAUUGACGAUGAUACUGACAAACACGGUAUUCAAUUCGUCAAAUCAAAUGAUGCUAAACUGGCGGCUGAAAUCGGUGUUUUCUCCUUUCCGGCUCUCGUUUAUUACGAGACCGGAGUCCCCAUCAUGUACGACGGUAAUCUUCUCGACGAGACUGAAGUACUCGAAUGGAUGGUGAAACAAAAAACUGAUGAGAGUAUUGAAGAAAUCGACCGUGAGACUCUCAUCAAAUACAUCGAGACGAAAGAAUUUCUUGCUGUUAUAUUCUACAAAGAGGAGGAUCCGGAGAGUCCGAGGGUGCUUAGGCAUAUUGAACUGAUUGAUGACGAAGCUGCGGAAUACGGAAUAAAGAUCGUCAGGAUGAAGGAUCGGUUAAUGGCGAAGAAAUAUGGUUUUCGAAAUCCACCAGGCAUCACUUACUUUCGCAAGGGUAAGAACAUCAAUUAUGAUGGUGAUAUUGACGACGAAGAGGAGAUCCUUGACUGGUUGACCAAUCCGGAGAAUAUGGAACUCACCGAUCACAUAGAACGUAUCAACAAGAAGAUGUUUCAGAAAGUGCGACAAACAACCGAUUAUCUAGCCGUAUUUUUUUACAGCAACGACUGCAAACAGUGCGGCCGAGUAUUGGCGGAAAUCGAACAUAUCGAUGACGAAGCCGAUAGCGCCGGUAUUAAAUUCGUCAAAAUCGAUGAUAAACAAUUAUCUAAACAAUAUGGUGUUUUCGCGUUACCUGCUAUAUUGUUCUUCAAGAUGGGAUCGAAGGAACCAGUUAUAUACGCAGGUGAUUUAUAUGAUGAGCAGCAAAUUUUACAAUGGUUGAUGACACAAAAGGAUCCAUCGGGUGAAGUAAUCGAGGCUCUGGAAGGCGAAGAUCUUUUAAAUUUGAUACGAGAAUCGGAAUCUUUAGCCGUAUACUUCUAUCCCGAUGACUGUGCACAAUGUGUAGGAAUACUUGAGGAAUUGGAGAACAUUGACGACGAUUGCGACAGACAUGGCAUUACAUUUGUGAAAACACAAGAUUUCAAAGUUGCUGAAGAUUAUGGGGUGACUGAUUUACCAGUAUUAGUCUAUUUCGAGCAUCAAGUACCGAAUGUGUUCGCAGGUGAUCUCUCUGUGGAAGAAGAGGUGUUACAAUGGCUGAUUACUCAAAGAACAGAAGAUCGAAUCGAACUGAUCACACGAGUGAUGCUAGAAACGUCUGUCGAGGAGACCCAAUAUUUAGCAGUUUAUUUCACCAAGCCGAAUUGUCACAUAUGUGACGAGAUUCUGGAGGGUUUGGAAAAAAUCGAUGACGAAUGCGACGUAUUUGGAAUUCAUAUGGUGAAAAUUCAGGAUACACAGUUGGCGAAGCGAUAUUCGAUCAAGACGUUCCCGGCUCUCGUUUAUUUUCGAAAUGGCAAUCCUCUUCUCUUUGAAGGAGAUCUCCAAAACGAAGAAUCCGUCCUCGAGUGGCUGAUCGACGAUGACAAUCGAGAAUUAGCCGAUGAAAUAGAGUCCGUCAACGAUAGAAUGCUAGAGAGGCUCCUCGAUGAAUCUCCUUUCCUAGCCGUUUUCUUUUAUGACGAAGAUUGUCCGGAAUGUGACGAUAUUAUGGAAGCACUAGAGAAAAUCGACGGCGAAGCCGAUCUUUUCGGAAUCGACUUUGUUAAGAUCUCUAGUUCGGAAGCUGCUGAAAAAUAUGGCAUUCUCAACGUUCCAUCCCUCGUGUACUUCCGAAAGAAAACACCACUCAUAUACGAUGGCGAUCUUACACAAGAAGACAAAAUCCUACAAUGGCUCACUUCUCAAGAUGUGUUUGAGAUUAAGAAUGAGAUCGAGGAAGUUAACAGGAAGAUGCUAGACAAAUUAUUGGACGAGAAUGAGUUUCUCGCAGUCUUCUUUUAUGAACAUGACAGUCCUGAAAGUGAAGAGGCAAAUGAAAAAUUAGAAGAAAUUGAUGAUGAAACCGAUAAUCUAGAUAUUACAUUCGUCAAGAUGGCAGAUCCUAGAUACGCUAGGAAAUGGGGAGUUACCAAGCUUCCCGCGAUUGUUUAUUUCCGCAAACGAUUCCCAAGUAUCUACAGAGGUGAUUUACACAAAGGACAGGACGUUCUCGAGUGGUUGCGCAAGAAUAGAUAUCGACAGCCGGAACUGAACAUCUAUAUGUACAUGUUGAUUGCCAUCACCAUUCUCUUCCUCAUGUACACCGGUUUCCUACUGUCGUGUUUCCGCUCGGAGCCGACCGCGCCCGUUGUACAUCCCAAGCAGGCGUGAACGCGCGAAAAUAUGCAAGUGACAAAUAAAGUAAAAGACAGGACUCGUGAACAUUCGCGCCUGUGUGUGCCCGGUACUCUCAAUAUUCUCUCUGAUUCCCGAUGCACGAUGUGUGGAUAGGUUCGUCCGGAACGAACAAUCUAACAGCGCUUUACGUGACAAGUAACGAUGACCGCUAAAGCGGAGAUGGAAGCUAAUGAUCUACUUGCAAGCAUGUUUGGACCGCUGUCAAACAUUAAAUAAUAUUGCGUGAAAGAGAGGGAGAGAAUGUGUCUAUUGAAUUUUGUACUCUCUAAAUUCUUUGGAGUAAAAUCUCAUUCUAAAGAGUGGAAAUUAAGUUAAGCUUUUGUAAAUCUUGAAAAAAAGUGGCUCAAUUUUCCUUAUCUUUAAGAGUGAGAUUUUACACUCUAGAGAGACAAUUUAUUCUAAAGGUUUUAGGUUGGCAUUCAUAGUCAAUUCUUAUAUUCAAAACCAUCUUAAGUUCUGUCUUGAGGUCACGAACCAAUUAGAAGGCCGCAUUAGCGUCUUAAGACAUUUACUUAAAACAGUCUUGAAAUAAGAAUUGAUUAUAAGAAUUCCGGCCUUAGAGAGUAGUAUUUUGAACCGAAAAGUACUCGCGCGAAUGUAGCGCGAACUACAAAUUUCGGAAUUUUGUAAAAUACAAAUUCAGUCAAAUUGAAAGAUAAUUUUAACAAAUUGACAUCGAUACUACUACAUUCUUUGUCUUACAAAAAAACGA